Aureobasidium uvarum is the source of this 1137-nucleotide messenger RNA. The record is from the annotation of a GenBank genome assembly. Lineage: Eukaryota; Fungi; Ascomycota; Dothideomycetes; Dothideales; Saccotheciaceae.
AUGCCGCCCAAAAAGCAAGACAAUGCGCCCAAAAAGGUCGCCGUCGACAAGACCUUUGGCAUGAAGAACAAAAAGGGAGGAGCCGCCCAACGCGCCAUCAAGCAAAUCACCGCAACCUCCAACCUGCCCGCCGACCUGAAGAAAAAAGAAGCCGAAAAGCUGGCCCGCGAAAAGGAAAAGCUCGCCGCCGAAGCCGCCAAACGCGAGGCCGCCGAACUCUUCAAGCCCGUCCAGAUCCAAAAAGUGCCGUUUGGUGUUGAUCCCAAGACCGUGCUGUGUCAGUUUUUCAAAAAGGGGGCUUGUGAGAAGGGGAGGAAGUGCAAGUUCAGCCAUGACUUGAGUCAGGGUAUCAAGGGCGAGAAGAAGAGUUUGUAUACCGAUACGAGGGAGUUGGAGAAGGAGCAGCAAGAGGAGGAGAGGAAGAAGGAUGACAUGGCCGAUUGGGACGAGGAAAAGUUGCGCAAUGUCGUCAUGAGCAAGCAUGGUAACCCCAAGACCACGACGGACAAGGUGUGCAAGUUCUUCAUCGAGGCCGUCGAGAAUGGCAAGUAUGGUUGGUUCUGGACUUGUCCCAACGGCGGCGACAAGUGCAUGUACAAGCACAGUUUACCACCAGGGUAUGUUUUCUCUCUUCUCCCAUCUCCUACCCUUCACACUAACACUUCCACAGCUNUCGUCCUCAAGACAAAAGAACAGCGCGCCGCCGAAAAGGCCCUCAUGGACAAAUCCNCCCUCAACACUCUAACCCUCGAAGACUUCCUCGACAGCGAACGCCACAAACUCACCGGCACCUUGACUCCAGUCAACGAAGAAACCUUCCAAAAGUGGAAAAAGGAACGCAUGGACAAAAAGGCCGCCGAACAAGAAGCCCAAAAGAUGAAGGAAGCCACCGGACGCGCCUUGUUCGAAAAGGGCGACUGGAACGACGAAAACGAUUCAGACGCCGAAGACGACGACAACUGGAACUUGGAGGCCAUGAGAAGAGAAACCGAAGCCGCUAGGCAAAGGAAAGAGGAAAUUAGAUUGGGGCUUAAUCUUGACGAGGCACAGCAGAUUACGACUGAUGCGAGUGAGGGUGUGGGCGAGAUGGUCGAGGUUGCUGUGGAGCCUAAUGGAAAUGUCAAGGAUGACGAGUAA